AUGUGGACAAUAAACGAUUUCCCUGCAUAUGGUAAUUUAUCUGGAUGUACGUAUAAAGGGAAGGCAGCCUGUCCUCUUUGCGGUGAAAAUACACUUUCAAACUGGUUGGCAUUUAGUCGUAAAACUGUCUACUUGAAUCAUAGGAGAUUUCUUCGUCAUAAUCAUCCUCUUCGGCAGAAAAAAGACUGGUUUAAUGGAGAGAUUGAGAGGAAGGAAAAGCCACCUGUUAUGUCUGGUGCUGCGGCACUUGAAUGUCAGAAUAGUAUUACAAAUGAUUUUGGGAAAGCGGAGAAGAACGAGGAGGAGAUAAGGAAAAGAAAGAUCAAAAGAAGAAGAAUAAGGCGGAAAAGGGAUGUUGUUGCUGAUGCGGCUAUUUCUGGUGCAAAUGAUGAUGAAACUGAACUUCGGGUGUUUAACAAACGGUCAAUAUUCUUCGACUUGCCUUACUGGAAGGAUGAGAAAUUUAAAGGUUCCAUUGGUUUUAGUUCUGAUCUUAGAAAGCAUUUCUCAAAAGAUGGUUGCUUAGGUGUUCUUAAGGCUCAUGAUUACCAUGUUCUUAUGCAACAAAUAUUACCCGUUGCUUUGCAAGGACUUUUACCUGUAGGGCCAAGGGAGGCAAUUUUCAGGUUAUGUUCUUAUUUUCACGAAAUAUGCCAAAGGGCAGUUGAUCUCCAUAGAUUAAUAGAACUUGAAGUAGAAGUUGCUGAGACUUUGUGUAUGUUUGAGAGGUACUUCCCUCCGUCACUUUUUGAUGUCAUGAUGCACUUGACAAUUCACCUAGCUCGAGAAGUGCGAUUAUGUGGACCUGUACAAUAUCGUUGGAUGUAUCCAUUUGAAAGGUAUAUGAAGACAUUCAAAGAAUACGUAAAGAAUUAUGCACAACCUGAAGCUUGUAUAGCCGAGUGUUAUCUUGGAAUGGAGAGUGUUAGGUAUUUUGAUAUUCGUAAGGCCCAAGCAGCUGAAAAAGGAGUAGAGCAAAGGCGUAACGAAAACACUCAAAAUGGUUCCACACCGGCAGCACGUCCUCUUUCUAAAGGUGUCCAAGUGCGUAUGGAUGGUGAGAAGUUAAAGAUAGCUCACAGAUAUGUGCUUUUUAACACACCCGAAAUUGACCCAUAUAUGAUAAUGCAUAUGGACGAGUUAAAAUCUCCUGCUGGGAGGGCAAUUACUAGUGAAGACCAACUCAAUUCCAUACAGUCUGACACAUUUGCAGAUUGGUUUCAACAAAAGGUUAAGAUGCAAAUUGAACAAGGCAUGCCAAUAUCACACACGGUAGAAUGGUUGUCAUAUGGGCCGUUGGAAAACUGCAUAUCAUAUAAAGGCUUGCUUAUCAAUAACACUAGGUUUAUUACGAAGGAUGUUAAGAGAGUCACACAAAACAGUGGAGUUUCAAUUGAAUCAACAACCUUAGUUGCAGGAUUGUCAGAAACUAGUGGGUUCUAUGGUGUUUUAGAAGAAAUUCUAUUGUUGGACUACAAUCAUAUGUUUCAAAUUCCAAUAUUCAAAUGUGAUUGGGCUCACACCAAUUUUGGUGUGAAGGUAGAAUAUGGCUUUACAUUAGUCAAUUUAAAGCAGCAUAAGAACCAAUACUGUAACGAUCCAUUCAUUUUAGCAAAGCAAGCGCGACAAGUUUUCUAUUCUCGAGAGUCAAAUACAUCUAACUGGUAUGUGAUGGUGAAACCACCGCCCAGGGGUUUCCAUGAAUUAGAGGAAUACAAUGAAAAGCAUGACACAAUUUUCCAGCCAGUGGAUAUUUCAACUCUUGGUUUCCAAAUGGAUGACGAGAACGAGAGUUACUUAAGAGAAGAUGGGGAAUAUACCAUAGUGGUUCCGAAAAAGAAGAAGAACAAAAAGAAGAAGAAAAAGAAGUUCACAACUGAGUGUGUAGUUCUGUAUGAGUUUCCUGCUAUUCUCAAGUUUCUUGCUACAGCUGAGUGGCUGCUUUUGUUAUCAUCAUUUGUGUGUGAAUAUCGGUUUGAAGAUGGUAAUGUUUUUCAGAAUAUUUGUUUGUUUGAUGGUAUACUUUUGCCAUAA
Molecule: messenger RNA, 2034 nt
Organism: Papaver somniferum (opium poppy)
Lineage: Eukaryota; Viridiplantae; Streptophyta; Magnoliopsida; Ranunculales; Papaveraceae
Exons: 8
Coding region: 1-2034 (677 amino acids)
Source: RefSeq, a predicted model, not a curated record